AGAAUGCUGGGCAGGUUUCUUCUGCCUGGGGGGUGCAAAUCGCCCUGACCCUCCUUUGAGAGACAGCCGUGGAGGACCGUGUCCAAAAGGUUAUUACUGUUCUGAGGGCUCUGUGGCUCCUCAGCAGUGCCCCUUGGGAACCAUCAGUACAGAAGAUGGCCGAGCCAGCUGCAGCACCUGUCCCCAGGGUUUUUAUUGUCCUGGCAUUGGUAAUGACUCUCUGUCGGGAAGUAAUGAGUGUCCAGUGGGUCAUUACUGCCCAUCCGGGACUUGGUCCAAACACCAGUACCCCUGUCCAGUUGGAUCCAUCAACCCCCACACUCGGAUGGCAACACCCCAGGACUGCUUGCCCUGCCCUCCAGGCUCCUUCUGUGCGUCACCUGGGAAAGGUGUUGCAUCAGGCCAAUGUGAUGCUGGGUACUACUGCCUCUCUGGGGCUUGGUCACCCAUGCCAGAGGAUGGAGGGAGGACAGGUGACAGAUGUCCUGAAGGUCAUUACUGUCCCCAGGGUUCCAAAGCACCAUUACCCUGUCCCACAGGACGUUAUAGCAACAAAACCGGGAACCAGUCAUCUCUCCGACUGCCUGCUCUGUCUUCCAGGUUUCCUGUGUGUCACCAGAGGGCUCUCUUUCCCUUCUCAAAUCUGUCCAGCUGGAUCUUACUGUCCAGGCAGAGGAAACAACAGCCAGCUGGCCUCUAUACCCUGCUCACCUGGAAAUAUGUGCCCACCUGGAUCUGAUAGGCAGAUAUCCUGCUUGCCAGGGACCUACCAGGAUUUAUCAGGACAGGCAGAGUGUUUUAAAUGUCCAGCAGGAUUUUACUGUGCUGGCUCAGUGGAUCCUGACACUGGAUAUGUGUCUGGGACUCACACUCCCAUGCUGUGUCCUAAAGGACACUAUUGCCCGUCAGGAACGCAGUCUGGUGUUGCAUUCCCAUGCCCAGCUGGUGCCUUCAGCAGGCAGAUGGGGUUGUCCAAUAAGUCGAGCUGUGAGCUCUGUCCUCCGGGGAGAUACUGCAGUUCCUCUGGACUGGCUGCUCCCACUGGGGUCUGCUCUCCUGGUUACCUCUGUAUCCAUGGUUCUGUUUCUGCCCAACCAGAGGAGGGCCCAACAGGAGGCCGCUGCUCCGCAGGGUCCUACUGCCCCCAGGGCACUAGCUAUAUGGUUCCCUGCCCUGCAGGCACCUUCAGCUCCAUAGAUGGGGCAGUUUCUAUAGAAGUAUGUCAGCCCUGUUUGCCUGGCCAUUACUGUGGCAAGGUUGGCCUCUCCUCCCCAUCUGGACCCUGCAACCCUGGCUUCUACUGCAAAGAAGGAUCCAAAACGGCAACACCUUGGGGUAAUAUCAUAGUUACAGGAUACACCACUUCUCCAUCCCCACUUCCUGGCGAUUCAGACCUGGGUCAGUUCCAUGGUGAUGUGUGUCCUGCAGGCCACUAUUGUCCUAGAGGGAGUGCAGAGCCAAGCCCCUGUCCUCCAGGCACUUUCUUGGGGAAGUCUGCAGCUGAGUCUGAGGCAGACUGUGAAGCUUGUUACCCAGGUUUUUACUGCCCCUCGUGGGCUCAGAUCUCUGUUGACCUCCUCUGCCCCCUAGGGUGGUUCUGUCCACCAGGAUCAAUGUCUGGACAUCAACCAGGAUGUCAGUGCCCACCUGGCCAUGCCUGCCCACAUGAUAGUGCUGAACCAGCCAUCUGUAGUCCUGGCACUUUUCAGUCUUCAUCUGGCCAGUCAACUUGCAACACCUGUCCACCAGGUUUCUACUGUAUGGAGGGUUCAUCUGUACCAUCUCCUUGUCCGGCGGGCCAUGUCAAUCCAUCACCUGGCAGGACGUCCCUCAGUGACUGCUCCCCCUGCCCCCCUGGCUCCUUUUGUAACAGCAGUGCUCUGACAGAGCUGUCUGGACCCUGCAGCCCAGGACAUUUUUGUUCCCUCGGGUCCACUGAGCCUUCUCCUGUCUCCCAGCUUUAUGGAGAUGUUUGUCCCAAGGGACACUUCUGUCCUCGGGGUAGUGGGUCACCAAAACCCUGUCCGGUUGGCAGCUUCCUUCCAGAGCCUGGUGCUUCCUCCCCCUCUCACUGCCACUCUUGCCCCCCAGGGAAAUACUGCCUCAGUCCUGGAGCCUCGCAGCCCACAGGUCUGUGUUUCCCAGGUUUCUUCUGUUCUGAAGGUGCAGAUAGCCCCACACCUCGAGCCAAUUCCUCUUUGUUUUGCUGUCUUCAUGAAAUACUGGAGGUUUAUACGACAAUGACAGAGACCGCCUUCUGGAUGCGCAAUCUGCCCUGCUUCAAUAACUCCAGUAAUUCUGGGAGAGAUGCUAAGUGGAUCGAAGUGGUAACAGCACCACAGGCAGAUUCAGACCAUAUUGUGACUCACUCACCGCCAUGUCUCAAGAGUCAAGAUUAUGCAUGUUCCACCUACAGAGGAGAUAUAUGCCCUAGGGGUUUCUAUUGUCCCUUGGGCUCCGCCUACCCCCAGCCCUGUGAGGCUGGCUCUUACUGCAACAGGACAGGUUUGGAUGCCCCAGUAGGGCCAUGUGCUGCAGGAUAUUACUGCCCGAAAGGUUCUUUAGACGCCCAUGCCACCCCUUGCCCCACAGGACACUACUGCCCCCUUGGAACUCCUCUUCCUCUGCCCUGCCCUAUUGGAACCAUAAAAUCUUCCCUUGGUGGAUUUACAGUUGAGGCGUGCCAGCUGUGUCCUCCAGGUCACUACUGCCACCAGAGAGGCAGAGCUGAGCCAAGUGGCCAGUGUGCAGAAGGCUACUACUGUCCUGAGGGACAGAGCUCUGAGAGACCACAACAACAUGUCUGCUCAGUGGGACAUUAUUGUGAGAAGGGCAGUGUCAGACAGACAGUCUGCCCUCCGGGCAGCUACCAGCUCAGACAGGGCCAGGGCAGCUGCGAGACAUGCCCUGCUGGUUUCUAUUGUCAAGAUCAAGGAAUGACCCGUCCACUUCUCUGUGAGAAAGGAUUUUAUUGUCCCAGUGGAUCAGUAAAUCACUAUCCCUGUCCAGCAGGGACCUAUGGAAACAUAUCAGGACUGGUUGAGGAAUGGCAGUGCUCACCGUGUGACCCUGGGACGUACUGUGAAGGGACAGGGAGGACUCACCCCACUGGGCAAUGUGCUGCCGGGUUUGUAUGUGUUGGGAGAGCCUCUGAACCUGCACCGUCCGAUGCUCUGACUGGAUUCCCAUGUCCUUCUGGCUUCUACUGCUCUGUGGGGACCUCUGUUCCAAAACCAUGCCCAAAAGGAACAUUCAGUGAACAGAGCGGGCUUGUAGAUGAGUCUCAGUGUCAUAGCUGCAGUCCUGGCUUCUACUGUUCAGAGAGUGGCCUCUCUGCAGUCUCUGGACCCUGCCUGCCAGGUUACUACUGUCUAGAGGGAUCCCAGACUGCUACUCCAAUGUCAAGUGAAUCUGGAAGUGUUUGUCCUGCAGGCCACUACUGUACAGAGGGCAGCAGUGUGCCUUCACCCUGCCCAGCUGGCUCUUACCAAAAUGAGACUGGAGGAAAGGGCAAAGAUGACUGCAAACCAUGCCCUUUUGGCUUGUUCCAGGAGUUAUCAGGCCAGAAAGAAUGUAAUCCCUGUCCUCCUGGAUUCCACUGCCAGUCCCUGAGUCCCAUCCCCACCAGGGGGAGCUCCACUGGUGUCUCUAGCCCUCUGCCCUGCCCAGCUGGCUACAUCUGUCCCAGGGAGAGUCCAGACAGUCAUCCAAUCCCCUGCCCUAAAGGAACUUACAGUCCAAACCAGGGUCUCACUGUCACAGGUGAGUGCCUAGUGUGUCCACCCGGUCAGUUCUGUGGCUCUGAAGGUUUGACUGAGCCCUCCGGAUCAUGUGCUUCUGGGUUUCUUUGUCUGGUGGGUGCCACAGUACCGAACCCGACUGACAACAGAACUGGAUCUCUCUGUCCACCUGGGAUUUUCUGCCAGCGGGGGCAAAGAGCAGGUGAUUGCUGGGCAGGGUUUUAUUGCGGCUGGGGCUCUAGCAGACCAGAUCAGGCCCUGUGCCCAGCUGGUUUCUUUUGCCCUAGUGGAACACCAGUCCCUAUGCCUUGUCCUGCAGGAACAUUUAGCUCUGAAACAGGAAACACACACCAGGACAACUGCACCACCUGUACCCCUGGAUCCUACUGUCAAGCUGAAGGUACUGUCCAGCCUGCCCUGUGUCCCUUGGGAUACUACUGUCCUCCAGGACUGAUUGUAGGACUUGAGUUUCCUUGUCCACCUGGCACUGUGCAGAACCAGCUCGGAGCUUCUACUUCUGAUGCCUGCCUGCCCUGCCCUGCUGGAAUGUUCUGUUCUCAGUCUGGUCUCUCCCAGCCCACAGGACUCUGCGAAGCAGGAUACUACUGUCCUGCUGGAUCAACCAGCCCAAACUCUGAGUAUCAGGGGAAUUCUACCGGAAGCCAUCUCUGCCCUUCUGGCCACUACUGCCCCUCUGGCACUGGCUAUCCACCCCCCUGCCCCACAGGCUCUCUUUCCAUCUCCCAAGGACUGAAGGGAGUUGAUGAAUGCCCACUCUGCCCCCCUGGACUGUUUUGUGACAAGCCUGCAAUAGCAAAGCUCUCAGAUGCUCUCCCAUGUCAUGCUGGGUAUGUGUGCCUGGGUGGCAGCACCAGUCCCACCCCAUCAGAUGGCUCCCAUGGCUACCUCUGCCCCGCUGGCCAUAACUGUCCUGUUGGCUCAGCAAGUGAGGUGCCUUGUGAGCCUGGCACUUACAGCCCUGCCCCUGGAGCAGCCCACUGCAUAAUAUGCCCGAAAGGGACAAUGUGUUCAUCCUCAGCCACUCAUGAGCCGUCUAUCUGCCCAGCUGGCCAUUUUUGUCCUGCUGGGACAGCUCUGCCUCAUCCCUGCCCUUUAGGGACUUUCAGCAGUCAGACAGGAGCCCACUCUCUCUCUGUCUGCACUUCCUGUCCCUCUGGAGUGUACUGUAGCUCAUAUGGAGCCUCAACACCACAAGGUUCCUGUUUACAGGGUUAUUUCUGCCAGGGGGGGGCCAUGGGACCAACACCGCAGAGCUCUGACAACUUCCCCAGGAACGGUCCCUGUCCUGUGGGCCACUACUGCCCGGCAGGGUGCCUCUCCCCAAUUCCAUGCCCUCUUGGCAGUAUUCGCAACACCACUGGAGGUGUGUCCAUGGAGAGUUGCUCUGCCUGUCCUGCAGGUUACUACUGCUCCACUGAGGGUCUGGCCAGCCCCACUGGCCCCUGUGCUGCUGGUUUCUACUGCCCUUUUGACUUUUCUUCAGCCACUCCAUAUGCCUACCUCUGUCCCAAGGGCCACUACUGUCCAGAAGGGUCUGCCAUGGCUCUGCCUUGUCCCACAGGAGAGUACCAACCAAACCAGGGCUCAGAUAGCUGUAUUCCGUGCCGACCCGGAUUCUACUGUGAGGAGGCCAUAGUGGGGGAGCCUUGGCCCUGCCCACCACACUCAUUCUGCCCUGCAGGCACCAUGGUGCCUCAGCCCUGCCCCAAUGGGACAUACACUGAUUCAAACCAGGGAGGACUACAGGAAGAGAGAGAGUGUUUACCUUGCCCCUCAGGGAAGUUCUGCAGGGCUGGAAAGAUCCAGGGCAUGUGUGCUGCAGGAUAUCUUUGUGUUUCUGGGAGUGCAGAUUUCACACCCCAGGGACCAGUGUCUAACUUCACCCAGUGUCAGUGGGGCAUGCAGUGUGCUGGACCGUGUCCACCAGGUUUCUAUUGUCCUGAGGGCACAGAGGAGGCUCAGUGGUGUCCUGCAAAUACAGCCAGAAGCUCCCCAGGAGGUGCCAGCCCACAGGACUGCUUACCUUGCCCAUCCCAGUACUGGUGUAAACCUGGAGAUCCAGUCCUUCAUCUGUGUCCAGCUGGUUAUUACUGUGAUGGUCUGCCUGGCAGUGACUUCAGUGGAGGGACAGGACCCAGGCCAUGUCCUCUGUAUACCUAUCGAGCUUCCCCUGGAGCAGGCAGCAAGGCUGACUGCCUGCCCUGCCCUCCUGGUUCACACUGUAACAGCACAGGGCUUACAGACUACUCCAACAGCCCCUGCCCACCUGGCUACUGGUGCAGUGGGUCUGGACCCCCCAUCAUUUGCCCUGCAGGCACCAAGAGGCCCCUUCCUGGAGCUGCUACACCCAAGCAGUGUGAACCCUGCGCAGGGGGAACCUUCUGCCCAGACCCUCGGGCUACCGGGAAGCCCAAUGUGGAGGGGAUCCCUUGCAGGGCUUCCUAUCAGUGUCCCAUGGGGGCAGUCUCAGAGAGGUUGUGCAGAGCUGGCUCAUACUGUGGACCUCAGACUGCAGAGCCUCAAGUCUGUCCUGAAGGUUACUUUUGCCCUGAGGGAUCCCAUUCCUACAAUACCCCCAAACAACUCUGUCUGUUUCCCUACUACUGCCCAGCCAACAGCUCUGUCAUGAAGUCCUGUGAAGGGGGCUCUAUGCCUGUCAACACCAGUGGGCUCAGAGGAUCCAAAAGCAGCUGCUGUAGUGUGUGUGAGUCAGGCACCUAUCGUCCGUAUCUCUCCCCCAUCCCACAAUGCCUUCCAUGCCCACCGGGAUACUUUUGUCCCCCAGGUACUGACUACUAUAAGAGUAACACAUGCCCUGUUGGGUAUGUUUGUCCAAUGGGAUCCACUGAACCAAUAGCCUGUCCCCCUGGCUCCUAUGGUAACCUCACUCAUGCUGAGAAAAUGGGUGACUGUCACACAUGUCCAGCUGGCACCUUCAACCACCUGCCUGCACAGAGGGCCUGCUUUCCUUGUGGCAGCUCAUCUACUUCACCAGCCGGUUCUGCCUCUUGUACCUGUAUUGGUAAGAACCGUGCAUUCCAGCACUCAGAUGGUUCAUGUUUGUGCAGAACUGGUUUUAUCUUCUACAACGAGCUGGAUUUCAAAAGUUCUACCUCUGACAGUGAACUGGACUGCCAACCUGAGGUGAACAGACGAUGUGCCACAGGACAGGUACGUCUGGCAGCAUCCAGAGAGUGUGUGUCACCUUCCCACCACUCCUGUAAUAUCACCUGUGGACCACAUGGAGGAACUCUGGAUGUGGAGAUGGGAAUCUGCCAGUGUGAGCGAUAUGUGUCUGCUGAGGAGCUUUGCAAUACUUCCUGCCUCUCCCGACUACCUCAGCUCUCUGCCCAGCUCUCGCCAGAUGGACACCUGCUGCUCAGCCUGAGGGAGAGAAAUGGCAUGGUCUGGGCAAGGACUGUUAUGGAUGUUUUAGGACCAGAUAUCCAUACAAAGAAUUUUGGGAAAAUCCAUUUGGUCCAGUUUGACUCUGAAGGAGUGUUUGGUUGGAUUCCCACACAUAUUGGACUUAUCAACCAGUUUCUGUCAGAACCAGUAGAACUCCUGAAUACAAGACCCAGACAGAGGAGAGACACAGAGGAUGAUGAUGAUGAUGCUGGUGACUUGGCUGUUCUCCCUCGAAUCCCUAACCCCAUAGUCUGUCUCUCCUCUGGUGACAUGCUUAUUUUCCAUCUCACCAUCAACCACACUGACCGCAGCAUGAGUCAUUUCCCAGUGUACCAAAAAGACCACCUGUUUAAUAGUAACCCCAGCUGGGACUUUGGUGCCUUCAGACAUCUGCAGAUACUCAUGAAGCAGACAAACUUCAACUCCACAAGGUUUGCCCACAUCUUUUCAGAGCAAGGGAAGUAUGUGUUUGUGGACAGUGCUGUCCCAGAGUGGAGUAUGGUGGUGGUAGUUAGCGAGGAGGGGACUGAGUGUGAUUCCAGAGCAUCUGUGUUCCAGCCCAUGACCCCAGCACAGCUGGUGAGAUACGGGAUUGUCAAGCAGCACAAACUCAACCUUCUUCCUGACUGGGGAGUGAUUGCAGGGAUCCUGAGUCUGCUGCUGGUUGUAGUUGUAGUUCUGACAACCAUAGUGCUAAUUCUGCGACCCAGCAAAUCAAAACUUGUAUCCCAGUGGAAGAUGAAGCCAAAGUGGCGCAGCCUUGGGGAGCCCUUCUGUCCCGUGGAUUGUGUUUGCAGCGGAGACAGCAUAACUGUCCCAAGCAUAGGUGGCGUCCUAGGCAGUAGGGGUGUAGGAGAAGGCGCUGAGGCUGAGGAACCUGCUGUUUCAAAGGGAGGAAGUGUGUCAAGGCGGUGUGAUUUGGAGGAGUUCAAUGUGAAAACUCUAUACGACAAACUGGAGGAUCAGAACCUCCACAUAGCCUCACAACUGGCUCGACACCGCAAAGACACACAGGAGUUCUACAGAAACAUUUGUCAGCAGACUGAAACACUUAAGAAUGUCUUUGAGAAUAUGGAUCAUAAAAAACUGAGUCUUCUUAAAGAGCUGCUGGUCCAUAAUGCAAUGAGCGAUAAACCAUCUAACAGCACUGUGGGAGAGAGAGAUGCACAAGCUGAGGCUUCUACAGCAUUACUGGGGACUGUUCUCAGGUCUGUGGAAGCUGUCUUAUGCAGGCUGACAGGAGAAGGUUGGCAGAGCCAGGACUUGCCUGGUCUCCCAUACUGUCACACUGGUCCUCAUGAUGCUAGGGAAUGUGAGCCACAACCUGGGGAAACCAAUUUGUGCUAUACACAGUUUUCAUCAAUAAAUUUGACCAAAGCAGAAGCUCCUCCUCAUGAGCCAGUCCAUCUACAGAGCCCAGCUCCUUGUUUAAGUGACCAUGACCUGUCCAAGCUGGUCAGCAUAUCUCCUCUAUUCAAGACCCUGCAGGAGAUCCAGCAGUCUUUACGGAGCCUCACCACAGCUGAGCCUAGUCAGCAUCUCCACAAUGCUGCUGCAGAGCAUUCUGUCCCAGAGAACCACGAUGGACAGCUCAUACCAACUGCACUGGACAGCCUCUCACCUCAACACUCUGCUGUUUUCCUGUUUGGCUGCCAGGUGAUGCAGUUGCUUGAAAACUGCCCCCUGUUCCCCUCUGUGCUUCUGCUACUGGCCAAGUCAAUCCCUGUUUCUUCAUCCUGCUCUAAUGAGGCUAUGUUGGCACAUUGCUCAGGGGACUUUUAUUUUGAUGCAGCCAAUCAAAUCCUUUAUCUGUCAGAGGCAAAGCUCCAGCAUGUGGGACAUUUUAUCAGCAUCAUCCUGCAGUCCAUGGCCCACAUAGCAUCAGAAUCCAAGCCACAGAGCUUUAUGCAAGCUCUUCAUGAGGCCAUUUCAGCUCUAAGCUUUCAGCUGUUCAACUUCUCUUUCAAAUGGAGCAGAGCAGAGUCAAAAUUCAAUGUGUCAGAAGGCCAGCAUGGUGCAUUAGUUGAAGAAUUUCUCAACAUUAGAGUUCCUACUGAAGCACAUUUCACUGAGCACCUAUUAGCUAGCAGACUCAAGAAAUACAAGUAUUUCAAGUUAGAGCAGCUCAUCUCUCACCUCAGACAGAGUUCAGCUGAGGGCACAGACACAGGUUUACCACCAAAAGGGACACCAAUGCAGAUAUCCUGUAUAGAGGAAGAACUUGACUGCUUGAAUGAGUCUUUCUUGCAGCUUAGCAUGCAGCUACAGAAGAGAGCUCAAAUGAGCGCAUGGCAAAAGGAGAGAGAGAAGAGUGCUGCCGAUUCUGCGAGGGCAACACCAACAAGCAUGCCAAGCCUGAGUCGUAAUGGAACAAUCCUGCUGGAACUGAAGAGACGCUAUGUAUCGCAGCGCCUCAAUGAGCUCCAAAUCACAUUAGGCCAGAUCACACAGUGCCAGCAGCAUGACAGCAAGUCAAAAGACAGGACAAGAGGCCGUAUGCAGACAGACAGCAGCACAACUCAGCAGAAGCAGCAGGAGCGUUAUCCCGGCCUAGCUGGCUGCAGUCCCACUGAUGGCCAGCAGCAGGACAGCAUUCCAGCUAGCCAAAGUCACAGCCAACAAACCUUAGGGAGCAGAGGUCUAGGUAACUAUAAACUGGAGAGUCAUAUUUCUGACCAGCAGAGGAGUGACCCUGUCCAGAGCAACAACCCUGAAAUAUUACUGAACUGCCAGAUGCUAGAGAGCAAAGAUCGGGUGUGUCUUAACGCCACAGGGACACAGGAGCUUAACAGUCAGAUCACAGUAGAAAAUAUGACCAGACAUACAAAUACAGAUGACAUAUAGUUGCCUACUGAUCAGAAACUGGAUCGGAAUAUGAAUAAAUGCUGACAAAUGUGUUGUAAUGUGGUUCUCUCACCACUAUUUCUCAGUCCCUUGCCUUUUCUGUGCUCUUUCAUGUUAUUCCUAAAAUAGCUAGGUUAUCAGUGUACAUUAUAAUAUUCUGUCUUGUUUGUCAGAGGAAGGAUCCGAGUGACCUCUGUGGUAAUUUGCACCAGCUUUAAAACAAUUAAUCUGCAUUCUUUGUAAUUAUCUGUGAUCCCAGACAGAAAUGAUUUCUGGCAACAAGCAUCAUCUUGUCCAAAUAGUUUCUCAGUCAGGAGUUAAUACCGGCCUCAAAGACAGAUUCUGUUCAUUACCAUAUUCUAAUUAAGGCAAUAAACUUCAACUGAAUGAACACAAGGUGACACUUGUGCUUCUGCAUUGCCUCCUGCUUU
Lates calcarifer (barramundi perch) is the source of this 10444-nucleotide messenger RNA. Its product is annotated as zonadhesin. The record is from RefSeq and is a predicted model, not a curated record. Bases 156 to 10013 code for a protein of 3285 amino acids. Lineage: Eukaryota; Metazoa; Chordata; Actinopteri; Centropomidae. The transcript is spliced from 63 exons. Gene Ontology annotation, molecular function: protein binding.